Molecule: messenger RNA, 6268 nt
Organism: Erinaceus europaeus (western European hedgehog)
Lineage: Eukaryota; Metazoa; Chordata; Mammalia; Eulipotyphla; Erinaceidae
Gene: H6PD
Product: hexose-6-phosphate dehydrogenase/glucose 1-dehydrogenase
Exons: 6
Coding region: 537-2906 (789 amino acids)
Biological process (GO): pentose-phosphate shunt; pentose-phosphate shunt, oxidative branch; glucose metabolic process
Cellular component (GO): endoplasmic reticulum
Molecular function (GO): 6-phosphogluconolactonase activity; glucose-6-phosphate dehydrogenase activity; NADP binding
Source: RefSeq, a predicted model, not a curated record
UCCUGCGCGCGCUCAGCACUCGCGCGGGGGCCCGCCGUGCGCGCGCGUCCCUAGCCAGAGCCCGCAGCUCGCCCGUAUUGCUGGCCCGGAGCCCACUGCUAGCAACCCCUCGCCCUGGCCCAGCUGCGCGCGCUCCGAGGUCGCGGAGGUUCGAUACCCUGGCGGGAAGGGUCGGGCGCACGCGCGGACGCUGACGCAGUGUCCCGGGACCGAACUGAACUUGGCCUCGCGCUUUCCCGGCUCGCCGCUUCCAGCCGGGCGCAGGCCCCGGUGACGUGCGCACCUGCUGGGGGCUGGUGCGGCCCGCGGAAAAGGAUGCGUGGGGCCUGGGCCUGGCCGCAGCCCAGGGUGGAACACCGCGCGUCGUGCGCCGCCCGCGACGACCCGCGAAGCGUCUAUCUCUGAAGGGCGAGACGAAAUAGAGAGGAAGAGACACUAUAGCACUGGAAUUUUCCCAGGUUCUGUGUUACUCCUUUGGGGACAAGACACACACAUGGCAAGGCAAGGGGCAUACUAGGCACCCAAGCUUUUGGAAAAUGCUCACAUUGGCCUUGUGCAUGGCCCUUCUGGGCUGCCUGCAGGCCCAGGAGCUCCAGGGACAUGUCUCCAUAAUCCUGCUGGGAGCCACUGGAGACCUGGCUAGAAAGUACUUAUGGCAGGGACUGUUCCAGCUGUACCUGGAUGAGGCAGGGAAGGGCCACAGCUUAAGCUUUCAUGGGUCUGCUCUGGUGGAUACUAAGCAGGGCCAAGAGACCCUGGCAAAGAUUCUGAAGACCCUCUCCUGUCCCAAGGACAUGGCCCCUGAUCGCUGUGUGAAACUCAAAGAUCAGUUCCAGGGGCUAAGCCAGUACCGCUCCCUGAAGACAUCUGAGGACUAUCUGGCUCUGAACAAGGACAUUGAGGCACAGGUUCUGCAUGAAGGCCGCUGGGAAGCCGGCAGAAUUUUCUACUUCUCGGUACCAUCCUUUGCCUAUGCGGACAUUGCCCGCAACAUCAACAGCAGCUGCCGUCCCAGUCCUGGUGCUUGGCUGCGCGUUGUCCUUGAGAAGCCCUUUGGCCGGGAUCACCUCUCUGCCCAGCAGCUGGCCACAGAACUUGGGAACUUUUUCCAAGAGCAGGAGAUGUACCGAGUAGACCAUUACCUGGGCAAGCAGGCCGUGGCUCAGAUCCUGCCUUUCCGAGACCAGAACCGAAAAGCGUUGGAUGGGCUCUGGAACCGACACCACGUGGAGAGGGUGGAGAUCAUCAUGAAGGAGACAGUGGAUGCAGAAGGUCGUACCAGCUUCUAUGAGGAGUAUGGUGUCAUCCGAGAUGUCCUCCAGAACCAUCUGACAGAGAUCCUCACACUUGUGGCCAUGGAGCUGCCACACAACAUUAGCAGCUCAGAGGCUGUGCUCCAGCACAAACUGCAGGCCUUCCAGGCACUACGGGACCUGCAGAAGAGCAAUGCAGUCUUGGGCCAGUACCAGGAUUAUAGCCAGCAGGUGCGCCGAGAGCUGCACAAGCCAGAUAGCUUCCACAGCCUGACACCAACCUUUGCAGGCAUCCUUAUUCACAUGGACAACCUACGCUGGGAAGGUGUGCCUUUCUUCCUGAUGUCUGGCAAAGCCCUGGAUGAGAGAGUAGGCUACAUUAGGAUCCUGUUCAAGAACCAGGCAUAUUGUGUGCCCAAAGAAGAGCACUGGGCCACAGCCAAGAGUCCAUGCCUUCCCCGACAAAUCAUCUUCUACAUUGGCCAUGGCGAGCUGGGCAGCCCUGCUGUGCUGGUCAGCCGGAACCUGUUCCAGCCCUCGAUGCCCUCCCAGAGUUGGAAGAAAGUGGAAGGUCAUUCUAGUCUCCGCCUUUUUGGCUGUCCUCUGUCUGACUAUUAUGCCUACAGCCCUGUGGUGGAGCAGGAUGCCUACUCUAUCCUCAUAUCUCAAAUCUUUCACUGUCGGAAGGACUCCUUCAUUACUACGGAGAACCUACUGGCCUCCUGGGUUUUCUGGACACCUUUGCUGGACAGCUUGGCCGAGGAGGUCCCACGGCUUUACCCCGGAGGAGCUGUGAAUGGGCACCUGUUGGAUUUUGAGUUCAAUGGCAACCAGCUAGCCUUUUCCCAGCAGCAGCUGGAACAGCUGGUGCCAGGGCCUGGCCCUGCCCCACUGCCCAGUAAUUUUCAGGUUCACAAAGCCAAAUACAGAGAAAGUCCGCUGGUCUCAGCUUGGCCUGAGGAACUAAUCACCAAGCUGGCUGAGGACACGGAGGCCACAGCUGUGAGGGCUGUGCAGCACUUUGGCAAGUUCCACCUGGCUCUCUCAGGUGGCUCGAGCCCCAUAGCUCUGUUCCAGCAGCUGGCCACAGGACACUAUAGCUUCCCCUGGGCACAGACACACCUGUGGCUUGUGGAUGAGCGCUGUGUGCCACUCUGGGACCCUGAAUCCAACUUCCAGAGCCUGCAGACUCACCUGCUACAGUAUGUCAGGGUCCCCUAUUACAAUAUCCACCCCAUGCCUGUACACUUGCACCAGAGGCUCUGUGUUGAGGAGGACCAGGGAGCCCAGAGCUAUGCUAAUGAGAUCUUGGCUCUGGUAGCCAACAGCAGCUUUGAUCUGGUACUACUGGGCAUGGGUACUGAUGGGCACACAGCUUCCCUCUUUCCCCAAUCGCCCACUGGUUUGGAUGGUGAGCAACUGGUAGUGCUGACCAAGAGCCCCUCCCAGCCAUACCAGCGUAUGAGCCUUAGCCUGCCCCUUAUCAAUCGUGCCAGGAAGGUGGCAGUCCUGGUUAUGGGCAGGAUGAAGCGUGAGAUCACCCUGCUGGUGAGCCGUGUUGGGCAUGAGCCCCAAAAGUGGCCCAUCUCAGGGGUCCUGCCCACUUCUGGUCAGCUGGUUUGGUACAUAGACUAUGAGGCAUUUCUGGGAUGACUGGGAGGGUGGCACUUUGUGCUGCACUUGCCCCCAUUCUGUCCUAACCCCUCCUCUCUCUUCUUAGUCCUGCCACCUACCCAUGUGUCCUGGCUCUGUGAAUCUAGUACCUCAGAGUCAAACCCAAAGAGCAGAAAUUUCUGGGCUUGCUCCCCAACCCCUUUAAUAACUAGGUCUUGUCUCCUUAUGGCGGGGAGACACAGAAGUAUAGAAGAGCUGGGAUCUCUGUUCUUGAGAAACUUCAAAUCCAAGCCUCAGAAGAGAAUAUCCACCUGGAGAAAGGAUCUGCAGCAGUUGCAUACUAACAUAAACCAGCACAAAAUCAGACCUGUGGAAAAGCUUCCAAGUUCAGAUGAGGGUAUACAGUGGACUAGAUUAGUUGGGAAUGAAAACCAGAGGAGGUUAUCUACGAACUGACUCCUAUGGAAAAAGAAAGCACAGGUGGUGGGGAAAAGGAAACCUGGACACCUGUAUGGGGGCUGUGUAAAGCACUUGCUGGAAAGUGUCUGGAGAUUUGAGCUGGUGGGGCCCCUGCUUCUGCCAUCUAUCUCUUCCUUAAGCCUCUGUAGAGCCAGCCUACUGUAUCAUUGAAGCUUCCUCCACCUGCCUCCCACCUCUGGGCCUCUCCUCCUUGCCCAGACUAUAGGGGAGAUCUUCCUAUCCUCUCUCUUUGCCAAAUGACAGUGAUCACAGCAGCACUAAGGCAAUGUGAGUGUAAACAACGUGAGAGUGUGGCUUUGGUUCCAGAGCCACAUGACUGUUGUUCAGAGCUUACCUUCUCAGAUAAACUCUUAUAUGGCAGGAGGGAGGUGCUAGUUCCCUGGCUUCCACAGCAGAGACUCCUGCCACUGCCCUCCACCCCCUGUGAGAAGUAGGGGCCCUACCAGCUCAAGCCAGUCUCCAUGCAGCUAGAUGUAAACUGCCAGGCUAGUUUAGGAAUCCCUCCUAGAAGAUGUACUUUACAUCUUGGUAUUUCCAGGUGGUGUUUCCAUUCUCAAGGCGCCCCCCCCCCCCCCCGUUUUACUAAGUAAGAGGAGCCUCUGAUAGCUCGUUUGGAUGGAGGGCUAUGAUAACACCAGAUGGUGCUCAACAACCCAAGUGCUCUGAUAUGAUCGUGUUGGGGCCAAAUAUCCUUAGAGGGUGAGAUGGGGUGCAAGGGGCAACUGAAGUUCAUAGGAGCACUGACUACCACCAGCUCCUCAGGGACUUGGCUGGUGAUUCUUUGUGCCAACAGGGUGGGUGCAGCCCACUCUUCUCACACUAUCUCUGGGAGCCUGGAGCCUUCUGAUGUCCUGUCUGCUGUUAAUCUACUGCUACCCUUCCUGACACCACCUUUGUCCUCUGCCCCACACUGCUAAGGAAUUGGGGAAAAUACACAGGACACUUUUUUAAAAGAAUAAAUUGUGGUGUAUGUAUCUUGGGGGUGUGGGGGAGAGGCAGGAGAAAGGCAGAAUAGCUCACUUGGAUAGCACAAUGCUUUGUUAUGUGUAUGAUGCAGAUUUGAGGCUGGCCUCCACUGUCUUGAAGGAAGCUUUGGUGUUGUGGCCUCUUAAUCUCUCUCUUUCUCUGUGCCUCUUGCCUUUUCUGUCUGUAACACACACACACACACACACACACACACCACCUUGGGUUGAGGUGGUAGCAAGAUAGCUCAUCUGUAUAGUUUACCUGCUUUGUCAAGUGCAUGACCCAGGUCCACCCCACACUGGUCUUUCCCUCCCUUUCUGUCAGAAAAAUUUGGCCUGGAGUGGUGAAGCUACUGAGUGUUCUACUCUUGAGUAACCACAGGCCAAUAAUACCUGGUGGUUCCAGAUGCCCUGGGGUAGCUUCUGAAAUUCUGAAAUCAAGACUUCUCAGGUAAUACUUGACUUUUAUUCCAAAUCUCUCAAGAUAGGAAUAUAGAGAACUUUUCUGCACUUGAGAGUGAAUUUCAAAUAGAGGACUAUACUUAGUGGAGAGGAGUGAUAUCAAACACAUUUCUUUACAUUGAAUCAAUUAUGCAUUCUCCAAGGCUGUGGAUUUAGAAGACUGGUUGUUUUCAUUUGAGAUAAUGUGUCUGUGAAGUGGGUACUGAGACAGGCCCUCCCUAAGAGUGUUAGUCUUGUUAAAUUCUGCUUCCCUGUGCUUCCAGCAGCCAGGGCCAGACAGGACAUCUCUUUCUGUACCAAGACUGCUAACCAUGGCAGAGCCCCUUUUCCUAGGACUGAAGAUUGAGCUGGUUUGCUUCUGGUAGGCUCAGGCUCCUGAGAGGACUGUAGGGUAUCACCUCUGGCCACAUGGGGGUGCCCUUGUACCAUCCUUGUAGGCUCCCCUUAUGACUGUGGACACCUCCUUAUAUAGCAGGUUGCUACCUUGUACUCUUAGUGUUUCUACUUAAUUCUUGGCACCCUCCAUCUGUUCUUUAGAAACCUCUUUGAAUUUGCAGCACCAGAGAGAGGCCUGCAUAUACCUUCAUGCCUCAUUCCAGGGUGCAUAGAGACCCGGCUCCUGAUACCUUCUUCUGAGUUAGACUGAAUUGCUGAGAGCCUGAUCCCAAAAUGCCUUUUUCUCAGAUAGCCUUGCCUAACAUGUGCCUUAAUCUAUGGAGAUUGUAUAUGGUUCGGAGACAAAACAAACCAGAAAAUGUACAUUUGCCUUUCUAGAAUCCAGGUAUCUAAAAUAGUCACACUGGCGCAGCCCAAUGAGAGACAUUACCAAGCCUCCUCUUGCCCUUAUCACUCUUGCACCACCUGGUUAGCAAAGAGUGGUUCCCAGAACCUGGCCACCUAGGCUGGUGGUUUUCAGACUUUUGGAACUGUGAUCCAUAACAAAAAACAAACAGUUCAUAAAGGAAUUCUUACCUAUAGAACAUGAGGUUUUCUAUUUCUGUAUUUCUGAAAACUACUAUACUUGUAGUAGACCAAAAUGAGUUGAUAACAUGGUUUAGAAAAUGCUGCUCAAAUCCAGCUUUACUGGAAAGCCAUUCUGUAGGGGGAGUAUUUGUAUCCAGCUCACAAGGACCAGCAUCCACCCAGACUGUCUAUUCUUAUAGCUGUACACUGGGCUGGCUGGCCCCACACAGUGAGGACUGACUGCAGUGGUCCCAGCAGGUAGUAGGUCUCACUCACUUUUCAUCCUGAGAGCUGACUCAGGUCACUAGGAAAAAGCUAUUUCAGCCUCUGUGAUGGGUGGCACAACCCAGUCCAUCCUGAGGAUAGAGAGCCCAGAACAUGAAGGGGUGAUUAGGAUGUGUUUUUUACAGAAGAGUCACAAGUACUAGGCUUGAUACAUUGUUUUUUUAGGGUUAUCAUGGGCUUGGUUCCUGUAUUACAAAUGCACCGCUCCCAGUGACCAUUUUCCUUUUCUUUUUUUUUUUUUUUUAU